Punctularia strigosozonata HHB-11173 SS5 is the source of this 766-nucleotide messenger RNA. RefSeq lists its product as uncharacterized. The transcript has 2 exons. NCBI's taxonomy places the organism in Eukaryota, Fungi, Basidiomycota, Agaricomycetes, Corticiales, Punctulariaceae. The coding region runs from base 1 to 618 and encodes 205 amino acids. The record is from RefSeq and is a predicted model, not a curated record.
AUGUCCGCCGUCACCCCCGCCAACACGGCCUUGGCCGCUGCCGAAGUCGUCAUCCUCGAACAACGAGUCGGCAACCUUAUCAACAACAUCCGAGCCGUAGCCAUCCGUCCUCAACGCAAGAUCUCCUCGCUAGGAUACUGCCUGACGCAGCUCUUGCUCCACACCCACCAAUGGCGCUAUUCCUACUUGACUGACCCGGCACCGUCCCCAGCGCGCGGGCACCGUCAGCACGGCACGGCACACCCAGACUACGUCAUCAAGCAGCGCAUCUUUGCACGCACGCCGGGCGGCGCUCAUCGCGAUCGCCCUGUCGCACUGUUCGACUUGAAGCGCCGGGAGAGCGACGCAGAUGGCGGGAAGCUGCAUCGGGAGGACUACGCUCGGUAUCUAGCCGACCGUACCAUGGUCAAUGGUUUCCUCAUCGUGCUCAUCCUCGGCGAAUAUACGCGCGUAUGGAUAGUCGAUAGACCCGGCGCUUCCCCAAGAGAGCUUCCGCGGUGCAAGACAGGCGAUAGCCAGUUCCUGCGGUACCUGGUGGAGUCAGCCCGCAGGAACGGGUUAUCCGCAAACUUGAUUCAACGGAUAAAUCUCAUGUGCCGGAACAGAUUGCAAAGAUGAAAAAAUCAAAGACAUGCGCGACCUCCACAUGGUCAAAAACGUCCACUGUGAUGGAGUUCGAGAUUUGCGUAGAGCCAUAAUCUGUCUGCAAGCUAUAAGAACGUUGGGAAACCGUGCACUGUUCGAAUUUACUAGAAUACAAGGUCCA